AUACAGUAUGAACUUCUUGCUCUGACCAGAAAAAAGUAAACUGAAAAAAGUGUUUUGACACCAGAAGGAUUCUUAUGGUCAUCCUGCUUCCGACUUUAGUUUAUCGUGAUAUAUUAACCAACCCAACGACACUUCCUUCAAAAAUUCAACUUUUUGGUUCCUUAAAACACCUCUCCCUUUGAACUUUUUUUUCCUUGAAUCCUUGGAUUAACACACCCAAGAAAACCCAAGAAAUUGAAAAUUGACACGAUCAACAUAUGUUUCCAUUCUAUUAGACAGCUCUGUCUUUUCUGUAAAUCAUUCAACUUUUUUGAUCAUUUAGUCACUCCAUUUCAUCUCAAUCUCUUCUAAAUUUGAGCAAUCGCCAUCUCCGUUGGCAUUUCUUCCACACCUUUUCUUGGGCGCCCCUUUGGGUCCCCAUUACCAUCUAGCCUUUUUAGGUGCCGACGCUCAGCUCAUUUUAGCUCAUCUCUGUGACGAUUCUCCUAAUUGUUGCAAGGGGUUUAGAAAUCUUUCUUGAAUUUUGAUGUUUUUUGAUCCAUUGAGUUGUGUGGUACAACUUAAAAUUGGUCUGUAUGUAGAUGAGUGACACUGUCUGUUGCAACGAUGACUUCCUGUUGCUUUGCAAUCCUGAAUUGCUGUAAAGGAAAUAGCAGCUCAGAGGAACCGGCAGAAGGGAUUGCUGUUAACAACAAUGUACGCAUCUUUUCUUAUAAUUCACUGAGGUCAGCCACUAGUAAUUUUCAUCCAUCAAGCAGAAUAGGUGCUGGAGGUUAUGGAGUUGUCUACAAAGGAGUUUUGAGGGAUGGUACCAAUGUUGCAGUAAAAUCACUGUCUGCAGAAUCUUCUCAGGGAACUCGUGAAUUUUUAACCGAGAUAAAUAUGAUAUCAGAUAUAAGACAUCAAAAUCUCGUUGAACUGAUCGGUUGUUGCGUCGAAGGCACGCAUCGAAUUUUGGUGUAUGAAUACCUGGAAAACAACAGCCUUGCGAAUACUUUGCUUGGUACAUUGAGUAAGCAUGUCGUUCUGGAUUGGCCAAUGAGAGCUAAGAUUUGUCUCGGUACAGCUUUGGGUCUUGCAUUUCUACACGAGGAAGCUGAACCGUCUGUUGUUCAUAGAGAUAUCAAGGCUAGCAAUAUACUUCUUGACAGAAACUUCGAUCCUAAAAUAGGAGACUUUGGGUUGGCUAAACUUUUCCCGGACAACGUUACUCAUGUUAGUACUCGAGUGGCCGGAACUGUUGGAUAUUUGGCUCCCGAGUAUGCACUCUUGGGACAGUUGACAAAGAAGGCAGAUGUAUACAGUUUUGGUGUGCUCAUGCUGGAAGUAAUUAGUGGAAGUAGCAGCACCAAAGCAGCAUUUGGAGAAGAGUUGUUGAUUCUCGUAGAAUGGACUUGGAAAUUAAAACAAGAAGGACGGCUCGUAGAACUCAUUGAUCCGGAACUGAUCAAUUAUCCAAAGGCCGAGGUGGUGCGUUUCAUCACGGUUGCACUCUUCUGUACCCAAGCAGCAGCAAAUCAAAGGCCAACCAUGAAGCAGGUCGUGGAAAUGCUUUCAAGAGAGGUACACCUUAACGAAAACCUGCUGACAGAGCCUGGAGUAUACAAAGGACACAAAACUAGGAAGUUAAAUGGUGGUGGUGGUGGUGCUGCUAUUUCUGGGGGAUCAUCCUCCUCCCAUGGAAUCAAAUAUAAAAAAGCUAUGAAGACUUCUCCAUCUUCAUCUCAAUUUAACAGCUCAAACAGUCUGACUCAAAUGCUUCCUAGGUGAUACUUAACCACUGCUCCUAUUCACCUUGUAGUAUUUAAUAUUUUAGGUCCCUCCUUAAGAUUGCCUUUGCUUUUGGUUUCUUAAAAACGUCUCAUUGGAGAUAAUAUUCCUUAUUUGUAAACCCAUAAUCUUUCUCUUAUUAGCUCAUGUGGUACUGCUUCUUUCAAUAAUCCUCAACAAUACCGUGAAUGAUUUGAUGAACGGAUUGAAGAUGAUCAAAAGGUUUGCAGGGUUGCUGCUGCACUAGCUUGGGAAUAACGGCCGUCUUUGUAUACAUAAAUUAUUUUCUGUUCGUCUAUUGAACUUCUUGAGCGGGUAGGAAAAACUUGUGCCUCCCGUUAGAGAAUAGAAUAUAUUUAUACUCACGUCUCCUGCUUUUCUGAGCUCAACAGGCGCAGAAACCAUGAAGGCUGAGGAGACUUAUUAAACACCAUGGAGAAUGGGGACGCAGUUUAGGUGCUUUUUGUUGUAUUGUCUAUUUAUUAAUUUGUUGUGUAAGGUUAUUGGUGGAUGCUAAUGCCACGUUUCUUUCUUCAAGAAAGGGGUAAAGUGGGGAGAGCAUAUUGCAACGUUUCCUUGGAUC
This is a messenger RNA of Cucurbita maxima (winter squash), 2353 nucleotides long. RefSeq names its product putative serine/threonine-protein kinase. Gene Ontology annotation, molecular function: protein kinase activity; ATP binding. Gene Ontology annotation, biological process: protein phosphorylation. Bases 607 to 1770 code for a protein of 387 amino acids. The record is from RefSeq and is a predicted model, not a curated record. Lineage: Eukaryota; Viridiplantae; Streptophyta; Magnoliopsida; Cucurbitales; Cucurbitaceae. The transcript has 6 exons.